ACGACGAAAAAAAAUUAUCAAGCAAGCUAAAGGUUAUUUUGGCUCUAAACGAAAAUUAUUUAGAACAGCUAAAGAGCAAGUUAAUAAGUCAUUGACUUACGCUACUCGGGAUCGAAAAGUUGAAAGGAGAUGCAAGCGCCAAGACUGA
This is a messenger RNA of Racocetra persica, 148 nucleotides long. The record is from the annotation of a GenBank genome assembly. Lineage: Eukaryota; Fungi; Glomeromycota; Glomeromycetes; Diversisporales; Gigasporaceae.